Molecule: messenger RNA, 433 nt
Organism: Daldinia vernicosa
Lineage: Eukaryota; Fungi; Ascomycota; Sordariomycetes; Xylariales; Hypoxylaceae
Exons: 1
Coding region: 113-382 (89 amino acids)
Source: RefSeq, a predicted model, not a curated record
CAGCUACAUACCUACCCUAGCCUGUCAACCGCGACCGAAGCUUAUCCCUUCUAGCUGACCGGGCUUGCUUGAAUCGAGGCGCGUGCCUAGCUGCCUUCCUGGGCACCGACUAAUGGGACGGCGUGUCGUAUCUACCACGUACGCAUGUAUGUCUUGCCAGGCUUUCGCCUUCCAUCCUGGUUCUGGGUUGUUAGUGUGGGGGGAGGAAAUUAAAUCAACGUAUUGUGUUGUCGAUUCAUCACAUUGGAUACUGAUACUUAUGCCUGCCUACAUGUUUGCCCAUGGAUAUAUUGUUUAUCUGGUGUGUGUAUGGCUGGCUAGAAACGGAUAUACGAGACUAGACACGAGACAUGAGACACGAGACACGAGAUAUAAGUUAUGAGGCGAGCUGGAGACAAGGUAAGGUUGGGGGGACGGACGAGUUGCUAAUGAG